AUGUCUGCCGUGGGAGGAAAGCUUUCGAAGGAAGAAUGGCGUCGUCAGAAGGAUCUCGACGCCGCACGUAAGGCAGGUACAGCACCCGCAGAAGUUGACGAGGAUGGCAAAGCCAUCAACCCUCACAUUCCAGAGUACAUCGUCAAGGCUCCUUGGUACGCUGACACCGGACAUGCUUCGCUCAAGCAUCAAAAGAACUGGGCGGCAGUGGAUGAGUCCAAGAUUGCCAAGAUUGGGGAAUGGUACGACCGAGGGGCCAAGGCCGGUCCGGCAGCUAAAAAGUACAGGAAGGGAGCCUGUGAGAAUUGCGGAGCCAUCACGCAUACCAAGAAGGACUGUUUGGAGCGACCACGAAAGAAGGGAGCCAAGUUUACCAACAGCAACAUUGCGGCAGACGAAGUCAUUCAGACUGUUAAGGGAGGAUACGAUGCUAAGCGAGAUCGUUACAACGGAUACGAUCCUGCUUCGCACGCCGAGGUCUACAAGGAAUACACCGCUAUGGAGGAGGAGCGCAAGCGGUUGCGAGAGGAAGAAGUGGACAAGCAGACGUCGACCGAGCUUGCGGCUGUUGCCAAGAAAGGCAAGACUGAGGACGACGAUGCCUUUGGUUCUUCCGACGAGGAUGAGCAUGACGAUGACAAGUAUGCGGACGAGGGGGAUGCGGUCGGUCAGAAGCUGGAUACCAAGAACCGAGUGUCGGUCAGGAACCUGCGUAUUCGAGAGGACACGGCCAAGUAUCUGUUGAACUUGGAUACCGAGUCGGCAUACUACGAUCCCAAGACCCGAUCGAUGCGAGAUGCGCCAGUCAAGGGUAACCCUGAAGAGAUGACAUUCGCCGGAGACAACUUCCAACGAUACUCGGGAGAUGCGGCUCGUAUUCAAAAGCUUCAACUGUUCGCUUGGCAAUCUGCUGCACGAGGGAACGACGUACACAUGAACGCCAACCCGACGCAAGGAGAGUUGCUGCACAAGGACUUCCAGGAGAAGAAGGAGCAGUUGCGGGACACCAACAAGAUCAGCAUUUUGGCCAAGUAUGGAGGUGCCGAGCAUCUUGAGAAGGUUCCCAAGGAGCUCUUGACCGGACAGACCGAGAACUACGUCGAGUAUUCUCGAACGGGAACGGUCAUCAAGGGACAAGAGCGGGCAAAGGCCAAGUCCAAGUACGAUGAGGAUGUCCUGCUCAACAACCACACCAGCGUAUGGGGCUCGUGGUACGACCUGGCGUCGGGUAUUUGGGGCUUUGCUUGUUGUCAUCUUACCAUUCCCGGAAGCUACUGCACGGGCAAAGCGGGUAUUGCUGCAAAUGAGGAGAACACGAUUCACAAGAUGCUCGAGUCUGCCGGUGCAAGGGAGGAACAACGAAAGCUGGACUCCGAAAGAGCACAGCAGAAGUCGCUAGCAGAGCAGCACCUUGAGAAUGUCGCGACCGGCAAGGGCAAGGGUCCCGCGGACCCCGAAGUCAAGCAGAACUUCUCCAAGGGUCGUCUUGGCGAAGGCGACGAGAUCGCUCUGGACAAGGAAAGAUUGAAGGCGGCCAUCGCUGCGGAGAAGAAGAGGAAAGGCGUUACGGAUGAGGAUGAGGCAUGGAAUCAAGCCAAGCGUUCAAAGACCGACGUCACGGAAGAGGAUAUGGAGGCCUACCGACUUACCCGUACAGCAGCCUUCGACGAUCCCAUGGCCAAUUACAAGGACGACGAGCUAUAG
Filobasidium floriforme is the source of this 1704-nucleotide messenger RNA. RefSeq names its product mRNA processing-related protein. Gene Ontology annotation, molecular function: pre-mRNA 3'-splice site binding. Gene Ontology annotation, biological process: mRNA splicing, via spliceosome. The coding region runs from base 1 to 1704 and encodes 567 amino acids. The transcript is spliced from 8 exons. Gene Ontology annotation, cellular component: spliceosomal complex. NCBI's taxonomy places the organism in Eukaryota, Fungi, Basidiomycota, Tremellomycetes, Filobasidiales, Filobasidiaceae. The record is from RefSeq and is a predicted model, not a curated record.